Molecule: messenger RNA, 1020 nt
Organism: Limulus polyphemus (Atlantic horseshoe crab)
Lineage: Eukaryota; Metazoa; Arthropoda; Merostomata; Xiphosura; Limulidae
Product: cuticle protein 19.8-like
Exons: 5
Coding region: 1-1020 (339 amino acids)
Cellular component (GO): chitin-based extracellular matrix
Molecular function (GO): structural constituent of chitin-based larval cuticle
Source: RefSeq, a predicted model, not a curated record
AUGCUUCUGACCCCUGACACUGUGUGUAUACCAGCUGAAGCAAGAGGUAUCGUAUCAUACACACAAGAAGAUCUAUCUAAGGAUGAACUGUAUGACGUGUGGGUCUUCGUUUUUCUCGCAGUUGUAGCAGGUGUGUUUGGAGGUCAACUCCUUGCUCCCUAUGCCUACCCUGCUGCUUACCAUCCCGAUCCCUACUAUGCUGCUCCCGAACCUUAUGACUUUGGCUUCGACACUACUGAUGAAUUUGGCACUCAGCUGAGCCGACACGAGAGCGGAGACGGUAGCGGAGCUGUCACUGGAAGCUAUGGCUACGCUGAUGCCAAUGGCAUCUGGCGUAAGGUGAAUUACGUUGCCGAUGCUGGCGGCUUCCGUGCCCAGGUCGACACCAGUGAGCCCGGCACCGACAACCAGAACCCCGCCGACGUUACCAUCAACUCCAACCCAGUUCCCGCUCCAGUUGUCUACAAACAACCUGUCGUCAAACACUUGUUCAUUUUCUUAACUUCCGUGACAAUGGUUUUGGCUGGAGAUUAUCUUGGUCCUUACCAUGGAGCUAGAGUUGGUGUCCCUACUUAUGGAUAUGGUUACGGCUAUGCUCCAGAACAUUAUUAUGACCAGCCAAUCCCCUACGGCUUUGGCUAUGACGUACAGGGUAAUGACGGGGGCGCACAACAACGACACGAAGAAGAUGAUGGAUAUGGGAACAAAAAGGGCUCGUAUAGCUAUGUGGAUCCUUACGGUGUUUCCCGUAUCGUCGAGUACGUGGCUGACCAAUACGGUUUCCGUGCCAAUGUGAAGACAAAUGAGCCAGGUACAGCCAACCAGAGCCCGGCUGAUGUUGGAGUUUAUUCAAAUGAACCUCCUGCCCAUGUUGUCCAGAAGGCUUAUAUAGGUCCCCAUAUAGCCUCUCAUCCCUAUGGAUAUGCCCCUGCUGCCCCAGUGGUAAAGAAAGUGGUAGCCCCUGCAUACUCUUACAAUCCUGUUUCUGUUGUGAAAACCUCUAUACCUGUCUAUCAUUAA